Molecule: messenger RNA, 591 nt
Organism: Rotaria sp. Silwood2
Lineage: Eukaryota; Metazoa; Rotifera; Eurotatoria; Philodinida; Philodinidae
Source: the annotation of a GenBank genome assembly
AUGAACGGUUAUUAUACGAAUCAUGAUAAUGCAUUGAACGAAGUACGAAAUAUUAUUAGUCAAAAAAAUGGUGAUGAUUUAACAAAAUUAAUCAAUAAUGAUGAUGAAGUAACAAAACUUAUAGGAAACCUUAGUGAAAUUCAACAAAUGGAAAUCAUUAAAGAAAGUUUAAAAGAAAAUAUUAAAUGUUUAGCUUUACAAAAUCUUGAUAAAGAACCAAUACUUAUACAUGAAAAAGAAAAACUUGCAGAAUUAUAUGAUGAACUUAGUAAAACAAAAGAUGAUUAUAAAUCAAUUCAACAACAAUAUGAAGAACAAAUCGGUGAAACAAAUCCAGAAAUGAUUUGGGUACUUUUACAAACAGCAGCAUCUGAACUUGAACGAUCUACUGAGCAAACAGCUGAAGAUUUUUUCAUCGGUGAAAAAACUGAAGAAGAAGUAACAGAAUUUGAACGACGUUUUAUAGAAGAUCGUAAACGAGCACAUGAAUUAAAAAUUAAAGCAGACAAAUUUCAUGAAUUAAUGCAAGCAUCUCAAGCAACAUCAUUUUUAAAUUCGAAUCAAUAUAUUCAUGGUAGUGGAUAUCGUUAG